CGCCCUGUGCUUUUUUGCAGCACUUAACGGGCGGCCAUCGUUUUCCAUCACUGCUCAUUCACAAAAACAACGUCUUGUAGUAAAAUUACCGAAGAUUUUUUUUCCUACUGAUAAAAGGUACUUUCCUCUUUAAUUCUGACUCACUGGCAAAGUUAAAGAUUCCCUGCAAAGUGAGACAAUCAAUGUGCAAUCACUCACUAACGGCGUGUCGCAGAACGUCUGUUUUUUCGCAAAGCGCCCCCCUCGCCCAGUCUAGUUGCUGAUAAAAGUACACAAAAAAACGCAGCGCACACACCGAGCCAUCGCCACCUCCAGCCAGCGCGUCAGGGCGAGAAUUCCAAUCACAUCGGACCCGCGGCACCUGCUCGGCAGCAGCAAUCCAAUCGAGCCCACCCAACCACCACCCCGGAGCGGAUAUGGACGCCCAUUCGCGUUUCGGAUCGCGAUUGCCAGGUCCUGCCAUUAAUCCUUUGGUCGAGAACUCGGACGAGCCGCAGCCCAGUCUCUCGGACCUGCACGACUUCGAGCCGAAGCUAGAGUUCGACGACACCGAGCUCCUGGCCCCCUCGCCCCUGGAAAAAGAUGUUAUGGUCGGGGACUUUGUCCUAGCCGAUGAUCCAGAACUAGAGCCCGAGGAGGAUGUGAAUCCGCUGGAGGACGACUUCGAGGACCAACUCAGGGAGCAGUCGGAAAACUUCCAGGCGGCCAAAACCAAGUGCGACUUCCUCGGCACCGACAAGCAGGGUCGUCACAUAUUCGCCAUCUAUGCAUCUCGCUUCCCCGAGAAGUCCCAGCUGGAAGCUUUCGUUCGUGAAAUCAUCAAGGAGAUUGAACCUUUUGUGGAGAACGACUACAUCCUCGUCUAUUUCCACCAAGGACUGAAGGAGGACAACAAGCCGUCGGCCCAGUUCCUGUGGAACUCGUACAAGGAGCUCGACCGCAACUUCCGCAAGAACCUAAAGACCCUGUAUGUGGUGCAUCCGACGUGGUUCAUCCGGGUCAUCUGGAACUUCUUCAGUCCGUUCAUCAGCGACAAGUUCCGCAAGAAGCUGGUGUACAUCUCCUGUCUGGACGAGCUGCGCCAGGCGCUCGGCCUCUGCAGUCUGAAGCUGCCGGACAACAUCUGCGACCUGGACGACAAGCUGAACCCCAGCCGGAAGACAUCGACGCCGCCACCCAGCAUAAAUGCAUCCCGGCAGCAGCAGCACAAAAUGGCGACGACGCAGCAAUUCGGAGUGCCCCUGAAGUUCAUUGUGAUGAACAGCCCGUGCCUGAACUCCAUUCCGCCGAUUGUGCGCAAGUGCGUGGACUCGCUUUCGAUUACGGGCGUGAUCGACACGGAGGGAAUUUUCCGGCGAUCGGGCAACCAUGCGGAGAUAAUGACGCUCAAGGAGCGAGUGAACCGGGGGGAGGAUGUGGAUCUGAAGAGCGUGAAUGUGCAUGUAAUUGCCGGCCUGCUGAAGAGUUUCCUGCGCGAUCUCGCCGAGCCGCUGCUCACCUUCGAGCUCUACGACGAUGUGACCCGGUUCCUGGAGUGGCCCAAGGAGGAGCGCUCGAGGAACGUCACCCAGCUGAUACGCGAAAAACUGCCCGAGGAGAACUAUGAGCUGUUCAAGUACCUGGUCGAGUUCCUGGUGCGCGUGAUGGACUGCGAGGACCUCAACAAGAUGACCUCCUCCAACCUGGCCAUCGUGUUCGGCCCGAAUUUCCUGUGGUCGCGCAGCACCAGCACCUCCCUGGAGGAGAUAGCUCCGAUCAAUGCCUUCGUCGACUUUGUGCUCCAGAACCACAAGGACAUCUACUUGAUCGACGUCAAUCAGCGCACGGUGAGCGUCGACUAGCGACUGGCCGCCGUCGCCGCCGCCGGCCCACCAACCCGAAGUCCGUAAUUGUAAAUUGUUUGAUUUUAAUGUUAGUCCUAAGCGUAAGCCAACCACUGGUGGAUGUAGUCCACUUAGCAAAGGAAAAUAGCACACAAAACAGAUACUAGCGCAAAGGCGAACGCAGUUUCGAGUGUAAAGUGUAUCCUACUUCUAAGUUGAAUUUUAAAAUGUGUGUGUAAGUGUGAGAACUGCUUGUGGCCCCAACUCCACGCUCUCUGCCUCCCCAUUUAUCGAAAGCAUGAUUACUAAGCCGACGCGUAGUGCGACUAAUUUACCAAAGAAAUUGGCUCGUCCCAGGGCGAGAAAAGUUCGAAUCGACAGAGAGACGUUAUUAUGUAUUAUGUAAAACACUGAACGCACAUUCCCCGAAGCCCGGAGAGGAGUCCUGGCCGUGCUGCUGAACAUGCACCUGCUGUCACAUGGAAGUGGAGUUGCGGCAAUCUCGGAAAUCGUAUAUUGUGUAGAGUUUUGAAUUUCCUUAUAGUCAUACAAGCGAUUUUUAUAUUAUAAUGGUAUUGUUAAAAAUAAAGUCAAAUGUUAAAACCA
Molecule: messenger RNA, 2429 nt
Organism: Drosophila ananassae
Lineage: Eukaryota; Metazoa; Arthropoda; Insecta; Diptera; Drosophilidae
Gene: RhoGAP68F
Product: rho GTPase-activating protein 68F
Exons: 6
Coding region: 417-1841 (474 amino acids)
Biological process (GO): small GTPase-mediated signal transduction; negative regulation of endocytic recycling
Cellular component (GO): cytoplasm
Molecular function (GO): GTPase activator activity
Source: RefSeq, a predicted model, not a curated record